Molecule: messenger RNA, 2801 nt
Organism: Pleuronectes platessa (European plaice)
Lineage: Eukaryota; Metazoa; Chordata; Actinopteri; Pleuronectiformes; Pleuronectidae
Product: vitamin D3 hydroxylase-associated protein
Exons: 15
Coding region: 385-2148 (587 amino acids)
Biological process (GO): fatty acid catabolic process
Molecular function (GO): amidase activity; fatty acid amide hydrolase activity
Source: RefSeq, a predicted model, not a curated record
UAAAUUGUACAUACUGAGCCUUUAAUAUAACUUUAUUUACCAUAUGAAAUGUGACUGAACAAGAGAGAAGUAAAUGUUUAGUGUCGAUCCAUUCUAAACUUAAUCCACAAGCAUCUAUUUAAAAAUAAUUUACAUAAAGUGUCAGCGACAGAACAAACAUUUGCUUUUGGAUUAAUUCUUCCAACCCGGAAAUUGCUUGAGGUCUGUAGAAAGUUGUUCCCGGGCUCCUCCCUCUUGUCCAAAUAUGGUGAUGUCUUUCUUAAAAAAAAAAAAAAACCAUCAAGAUGGCGAUCGAAGAUGACGUCACAAUAGGUCAAUAAAGUCUAUGGUCGUUUCGCUAGAUGGCACACGCUGAUCCGUGAGCGUUGAGGCAGCGGGAGAGUCAUGGAGAACCUGAAGCUGCUCGUCCACAGGGCACAGGUGGACAAGCGGACAGCGGCUCUGCUGGCGGGGGCCGUCUGCGGUGCGGGAGCUGCGGUGCUGCUGAUCCGCAGAGUGAUCCGCUUCCGAGAGGCCAAGGUUAAGAUCCAGAGAGCCAGAGAGCGGAGGACCGAGAGCCUGCAGCGGGCAGAGGAGGCUGUGCGGCGGUACAAGGAGUCGCAUCCAGCAACCGACUCAGCUCUCAUCUUGACGCUGACCCUCUCGGAGUUGACCAAGCAAUUGCAGGAAGGCUUGCUGAGCCCCGAGGAAGUGUUCUACACUUACAUGGAAAAGACUCUGGAUGUAAACAAAAAGCUCAACUGCUGCACAGGGAUUCUGCUGGAGAGUUUCGAUCAGCUGAAGACGCUCGACUCCAACAAGAAGGGUCUCUUGUAUGGAGUUCCAGUUAGCAUCAAAGAAAACUUUGCUUAUAAGAAUCAUGACUGUUCUUGUGGGGUGGUCAUUAAUCUGGACCAGCCCCUCCAGGAGGACGGAGUGCUUGUUGAAGUUCUGAAGAGACAAGGAGCUAUUCCCUUUGUGAAAACCAACUUACCUCAAGCCCUACUUAACUAUGACUGCAGUAACCCUAUUUAUGGGCAGACCGUAAACCCUCACAACCUCCAGAAGACCUCUGGAGGUUCGUCUGGUGGGGAGGGGGCUCUGAUCGGGGGAGGCGGCUCUGUGCUCGGUUUGGGCAGUGACAUAGGGGGCAGCAUCCGCAUCCCUGCCGCUUUCUGCGGGAUCUGUGGCCUCAAGCCAACAGCACGUCGGCUGAGUUCACAAGGUGUGAGGCCCAUUUACGGAGGGCAAAAGUCAGUGCCGUCCUCUGCUGGACCUAUGGCGAGGGAUGUGGACAGUCUGGCUCUGUGUAUGCAGGCUCUGCUGAGUGAACACAUGUUUUCCCUGGACCCUACUGUUCCACCCAUACCCUUUAAUGUGGAGAUGUACCAGAGCACCAAACCUCUGAGGAUCGGAUACUUUGAAAGCGACGGCUACGUGCAGCCGUCCCCAAGCACGGCCCGAGCCAUCAGAGAAGUCAAGGCACUGUUGGAGCAAGCUGGCCACACUCUGGUGCCUUACAGUCCCCUGAAGAUCAGACAUGUUGCAGAAGAGCUGUUGAUUAAGGGUAUCCUCGCAGAUGGAGCUACCACCAUGCUACAAAAACUGGAAGGAAGUCCUCUGGACCCCUGUCUCAAAGCACAGGUUGUUCCCUACUCUCUACCUACGUGGGUGAAGAGAACCCUCUCAUUCCUCCUGAAGCCUGUGGCUCCUCGUGCUUCUGGCGUCUUCACUGGUAUCAGUGGAGUCAGUUCUGUUCCAGAGCUGUGGAAGCAACACGCUGCUGUCGAGGACUACAUUCAUGAAACAAUAAAAGAUUGGAGAAGAUGCAACAUAGACGUGCUGCUGUGCCCGAUGUUUGGACCUGCCUUCAACUUCUUAUACUGCGGCAAAGUUACCACUGUCCUCACGAACACGAUGCUCUACAAUCUCCUGACCUUUCCGGCCGGUGUGGUUCCCGUUACCACGGUGACUGCAGAGGAUGAGGAGGAGCUCAAGCACUACAAGGGCCAUUAUCAGGACCGCUGGGACAAGCUCUUCAAAGAGGCUGUGUCUGGGGGCGAGGGUCUGCCUGUGGCGGUGCAGUGCGUCGCCCUGCCGUGGCAGGACGAGCUCUGCCUGCGUCUCAUGAGGGAGGUGGAGCAUCUGGUCAAACAGAGCAGGAAGUAAAGCCUGGAGGCCACAGGUGGAACUGCAAAGCUCAGAGACUUCAGGUUUGUGAAAACACAAACAAGAAGCCAGCUACGAAAAUCCCUUUAGAUGAAGAUGAUCUUUGAAGAAGUGAAAAGCAUUGGCACAAUAUGAGAUUUGGAAAGAGGUUGACGCACGUAACAUUAUUUCUGGAAAAAGAUUGUUUGGGUUUUUGAAAAUAUAAGUUGACUGAAAAUAAUAGUUAAGUUCACCUGUGGAGUUUUUGUUUUGUGUUUAACUCAUUCUUUGAGAUUAUUAUAUUAUCUAUUAUUAGAUUUCUUUUACCCCUUUUGUGAAAUCAUGUAUCUGAUUUGGUGAAAUACGCUCAACGUUUGAUCUUAGGCAUGGUUUCAUAUUACAUACAAAAUAGUAUGAACACAUUUAAUUCACUACUGGGCAAAGAGGCACUGUGACCACAUUUCUUUAUAUUUGAAUUUAUAAUGAACACUGAAUUGUUUUUUUUUUUUUUGUCUGAAUUUAAAAUUUAACUGUGAUCUGUUAUCUGAGAAUAAAACAACUGAUUUCUCACAGAGCUUGUCAGAUUCAAGAAGCGGAUAUGAUCCACUGUUUCUUCCACCGUUCAUUUGUUUGAGUUGAUAUUUGCAGCUUUUUAUUAAAAACUGUACUUCAAA